GCAGUGGACGUCCCGCCCACACGUCGUCCAUUGAAGAAGAGGAGUCGAAGAGACGGUCCUCACAAGAAAUCAUGACGAAUAAACUCUGCAAGCUCUUUGUUGGCGGGCUCAACGUGGACACCACGGAAGAUGGCCUACGGUCGUAUUUCGAGCAGUUCGGCUCGCUCAGCGACUGCGUGGUGGUCAUGAACCAGCAACUCCAGCGGUCCCGCUGCUUCGGCUUCAUCACCUACUCCUCGCCGGAGGAGGCCGACGCAGCAAUGGCGGCUAAGCCACAUGUCGUCGAAGGCAACAACGUGGAGCUGAAGAGGGCCAUCGCGCGGGAGGACGCCAACAACCCGGACAUCCUCGCCAAUGUGAAGAAAAUCUUCGUCGGCGGAGUGAAAGACCACAUCGAGGCCGAGAACCUGAUCGAGUACUUCUCCCAGUUCGGCGUGGUGGAGAAGGCCGAGAUCAUUUCCGACAAGCAGACCGGCAGGAAGCGCGGCUUCGGCUUUGUCUUCUUCGAGGACACUGACUCCGCCACCAAAGCGGUGCUCACCAAGUACCACACCAUCGACGGCAACAAGGUGGAGGUGAAGAAGGCCCUCACCAAGCAGGAGAUGUCCUCCGGCGGCCGGGGAGGCAGAGGUCGCGGCAGGGGGAUGCAGAGCUUCGGCGGGGGAAGAGGAGGGGGCGGCUAUGGAGGAGGCUACGGAGGAGGCUACGGAGGAGGCUACGGCGGCGGGUACGGAGGAGGCUACAGCGGGGGUUAUAACGGAGGCGGCUACGGCGGAUACGACGACUACGACAACCAGAUGGGGGGCGGUUACAGUAACGGCGGUGACUUUGGGGACGGCUACGGACAGCAGUACUCCAGUUACGGAGCGAUGAAGGGGAGCAAUUUUACCCACAGGAGCUCGGCUCCGUACAACAGAGGCGGGGGUUACGGCCGGGGCGGCGGCGGCGGCUACGGAGGCUACUAGGCCCUCUCCCUCACGUUUAGGUGAUGAUGUUCGUUUGAAAAUUUGAUUACACACAUUACACAUGCCCAGGCUGGGUGAGGGGUCUUUGUUACUUUCAGCUAAAGGGAACAGUGCCCAUCACCCACCCGAAUGAAUGAGACUGUCCUCUGGAUCCAGCUCCCCCACCCGGACCCCCCGUCUGUCCUCUUAUUCCACAUUAAGGACUUUACUACUAAGAAUUGUGAAUUAUUGAACUAUAUGUUAUGAUUUUUUUUUCUUUGGGGGGGGGGAGAAGGACUUGUUUUGAACCAUUUGUAAUCCAUGUCUGUCACUGCUUCUUGACUCAGAAUUGCGUUUGUUCUGUCUUGCAAACCAGUCAAUUGUCUUGUUAUAUUUUGAUUUUGCAUCACGAACUCAGGGUUUUAAGUCAGUUGGUGGCAGUGCCAGGCAGCGUGAGACUCGAUUGCUUGAGUUUCUUGAUUAUUUUUUUUCAUUUAAAAAAACCAUUUUGGAGAUAAUGUCACGGACUGUAAAAUUACUUUGUUUCCCGUCCCAUUGCAGGCUUUUUUUUUUUUUGUUUAGAUUAAAACUGUUUGAAAUCCAUGUUCAGUUCACCCUUAUGUUUUACUCUGCUUUUAUUAAAGUUUUUAAUGUUUUGAAAAUCAA
Salarias fasciatus (jewelled blenny) is the source of this 1610-nucleotide messenger RNA. Its product is annotated as heterogeneous nuclear ribonucleoprotein A0-like. The record is from RefSeq and is a predicted model, not a curated record. The transcript has a single exon. Gene Ontology annotation, cellular component: catalytic step 2 spliceosome. The coding region runs from base 72 to 965 and encodes 297 amino acids. Gene Ontology annotation, molecular function: mRNA 3'-UTR binding. NCBI's taxonomy places the organism in Eukaryota, Metazoa, Chordata, Actinopteri, Blenniiformes, Blenniidae. Gene Ontology annotation, biological process: mRNA splicing, via spliceosome.